Osmerus eperlanus (European smelt) is the source of this 792-nucleotide messenger RNA. It is a transcript of the gene calca, whose product is annotated as calcitonin/calcitonin-related polypeptide, alpha. Gene Ontology annotation, molecular function: hormone activity; calcitonin receptor binding. Gene Ontology annotation, biological process: regulation of cytosolic calcium ion concentration; adenylate cyclase-activating G protein-coupled receptor signaling pathway. The coding region runs from base 105 to 512 and encodes 135 amino acids. Gene Ontology annotation, cellular component: extracellular region. The transcript has 4 exons. The record is from RefSeq and is a predicted model, not a curated record. NCBI's taxonomy places the organism in Eukaryota, Metazoa, Chordata, Actinopteri, Osmeriformes, Osmeridae.
CCUCUGCAUUGUGGCAGAAUGCAACAGAUUCACAAGUUGGUCCAAAACUUGAAGUCAACUCAUUUCAUCUCUCUUCACCAGAAGACCUUUUACCUUUGGGCACCAUGGUGAUCCUGAGGCUCUCUGCUCUGCUCCUUGCCUACACCCUGGUCAUGUGUCAGAUGUACAGCUCACAUGCUGCCCCAGCCAGAACCGGUCUGGAGACCAUGUCGGAGCGCGUCACGCUAACUGACUAUGAGGCCCGGAGGCUUCUCAACGCUAUUGUCAAGGAGUUUGUUCAAAUGACUUCAGAGGAGCUGGACCAACAAGUCAACACUGAUGAAAACAGCCUGGAUAGACCCAUGUCCAAGCGUUGCUCCAACCUCAGCACCUGCGUGCUGGGGAAACUGUCCCAGGAGCUGCACAAACUCCAGACGUACCCACACACCAACGUUGGGGCUGGCACACCUGGCAAGAAGCGCAGCCUGCCUGAACACUAUGCAAGCUAUGGAGACUCCUUCGAUCGCAUCUGAGUGGCAGUCCCCCUCCUCCUCCUCCUUAACUACACCCCCCUCAUCCCAUCCAGUUUCAUCAUGAUUGAGAUUGCUGAUGCAUGUGGAACUUGCUUGCUUGACUGACUGCCAAAGAACCCUGGUUGCAUUUUCUGUUGUUGAAUUUAUUUGACAGAGAAUUAGAUAUUAGAAGCAGAAUAUUUUUAUUUUAUUUUGGACAGUUAAAUGAAUCAAAACUAUUAAUCCAUACUUUCACCUGUGACUGUGCUUCUUGUUUAAUAAACUUAUUUUUAUACUUGAA